Molecule: messenger RNA, 228 nt
Organism: Penicillium longicatenatum
Lineage: Eukaryota; Fungi; Ascomycota; Eurotiomycetes; Eurotiales; Aspergillaceae
Exons: 2
Coding region: 1-228 (75 amino acids)
Source: RefSeq, a predicted model, not a curated record
AUGACUGGUGGGCUACCACAGCGCGACAGGCAGCAAAUCUGGAUAGUCGCUUGCCUCCAGAUUGAGGCACGUCGUUUACGUGAAAAGUUCCACGACGAUCACGAGCGCGCGAGAAAGGCCAUUGAUGAGUGUGUGGGGCACCAUGUUGUCGUUUUUCUGCCUUACGAUUACUUUGUGUCCAUGGACGUGACAGAUGCGACUGCUGAUGCCGGGUACGAAUCUCCAUAG